UUGUAAUUAAACACGAAACCAAAAAAAAAAAAUUACAAGUACAAAUAACCAUUAGGGUUUUCUAGAGGUUGCAAAAUGGGAAUUAUUUCUGGCAAAGCCUGUGUUGUUCUUAUUUUAUGCUUUGCCGGCCUCGCAUAUUGCGGGCUUUCUGAGAAAUUAAUCAAUGUCUUGGAUUUUGGAGCCAAAUCCGAUCCCAAGUUCGAAAGCACUGAGGCAUUCAUGCACGCAUGGCAAGCAACAUGCAAGUCAAAGGAGCAGGCGAGGCUGGUGGUGCCACAAGGGCAAUUCUUGGUGUCGACCAUGUUCUUUGCAGGGCCAUGCUUGACCCCUGAUCCUGUCACUAUUCAAGUGGAAGGCACCAUUUUGGCUUCCACUGAUCCUUCUGAUUAUGUCAAUGCUGAUUGGUUGAUCUUCCAAGACCUUACUGGUGUUAGCCUCCUUGGUGGUGGCACUUUUGAUGCCCAGGGCAAGCUCAUGUGGCCUUCCACAUUCGAUUGCGACUACAAGCCUUUCUCUGACUGCGUCAGGCUCCCCAGUACCUUUCAAUUCAACAACGUGAAGGAUGGAGUUAUAGAGAACAUCACGUCGGCGAAUGCGAUGGGGUUGGACCUGUACGUGAUGAAAUCCUCGAACCUGACAUUAAAAUCAGUGAAAGUGGUUGCACCUGCUGAGAGCCCAAAUAAUGAAUCCAUUCGUAUUGAGGAUUGCAGCAACGUUGUCAUCUCCGAAACCACAAUCCAACAUGGCAACGACUGUUCUUCUGUGGUCAAACAACCCAACGAUGCUGCUUUUGCCAAAUCCAAGUGCAGUCCUUGAUUCUGCAGCCUCUAUUACUUUUUAAUUCUCCUCCUCGAGACUCUUCUAUUCUAGAGUAACCAAAUUGCUAUGUAUACACAUUGCCUGAUUUGUCAAGGAGCCAUUUAUUAUA
Prosopis cineraria is the source of this 928-nucleotide messenger RNA. RefSeq names its product exopolygalacturonase clone GBGE184-like. Gene Ontology annotation, biological process: carbohydrate metabolic process. Bases 76 to 816 code for a protein of 246 amino acids. The transcript is spliced from 3 exons. Gene Ontology annotation, molecular function: polygalacturonase activity. NCBI's taxonomy places the organism in Eukaryota, Viridiplantae, Streptophyta, Magnoliopsida, Fabales, Fabaceae. The record is from RefSeq and is a predicted model, not a curated record.